Alosa alosa (allis shad) is the source of this 3319-nucleotide messenger RNA. It is a transcript of the gene ddhd1a, whose product is annotated as DDHD domain containing 1a. Gene Ontology annotation, cellular component: cytoplasm. NCBI's taxonomy places the organism in Eukaryota, Metazoa, Chordata, Actinopteri, Clupeiformes, Clupeidae. Gene Ontology annotation, molecular function: metal ion binding; glycerophospholipase activity. The record is from RefSeq and is a predicted model, not a curated record.
AGCUGUCGUCACCAUGCAAGCCGGGUGAGUUGUUUGACAUGAAAGAUUCUGUGGCUCUUCCGAUGGCGGGUGCGGAUGACGGUCAAUGAUAAUUUACCGCAAGCGGUAAAAAAAAGUAAAGGCUCUAUGACAACACCGGCUCGCAGAGAAGGAGGCCGCCUCAGUUGUUACUGGUACGUUACUUUAGAGGUAGAAGUCGCGGAAAAAGAGAAAAGGCAGCCGUGUCAUUCAGCUGGCAGUUAUUGGUUAGCUAACGUUAUCCGUAAGUUAGCACAGCUAAGAUAGCUAACUAAAGCUGUUUCAUGGGUGCUCUGUGGCAAGUGACUAGCCAAAUGAGAUGGACAGCAUGAUAAGUUUUUGAAAUCUAUGAUAUCAUAACAUACAUUUCAUUCAUGAUCACCCACUUGUGUAAAAAUCUUCCUGUCUGUGGAUAGCCACCGUUAGCCAGCUAGCUAAUGUCAAAAGUGAACACCUAGUCAAAGUUAUGAGUAGUUUCCCGAAUAAGUCGCCUUUUAUCAGCCCUCCGCUCAGUCCUGGCGGUGGAGUGUCGUCCAUUAACAAUAACAACAGAGAGUGGGGUCUGGGAAACGAGAUGUUUGUCUGCUCCUAUGACGAGUCGUCAAUUGGGGCAGGGAUGCACGCGGUGCAGUCGGGUUUUGACAGACACCUGCCGCUGCUCCAGAACAGCCACCAGCUAACAUUAAACCAGCGUGAUAAGAUGCUGGACGAAUCUUACCCUCAUAACAGCGACGGGGGUUACUUUAACUACGGGACCACCCGCACCCUCAACUACAGGGAAAACGACGGAAAUGUUGCCCCGCCAGAGAGCAGAAAAAGGCAUCGCUCCAACAGUUCCCGACAGCGCUUCGAAGUCGUCACCGAAUUGGGCCCGGAGGAGGUCCGAUGGUUCUACAAAGAGGACAAGAAGACUUGGAAGCCCUUCGUUGGGCACGACUCUUUAAAAAUCGAGGUAGCGUACCGUAAAUACUGUGAGUUGAAUCCUGGCAUAUUCAGCCGGGCAUGUCCCGCGGGUAACGAAACACAGGACACGCAAGAAACGGCCACUGGCCCAGCAGUAUUGGACGGACCACAGAGAGAAGUGCCAACGCAAACUGCGCCAAGAACUAUAGCGCAUGGCAGAAUAGAAUCUGUCGAGCGGUCCGAAUCAUCGGAAGAGAGAGACUUGGACAGUAUAAAUAUCAGCGUAGAAGCAGUCUGUGUGAGAGGGGGUCUCUACGAGGUGGAUGUCAGAGAGAAGGAGUGCUAUCCAGUCUACUGGAAUCAGCAGGACCGCAUCCCUGUGAUGCGCGGCCAGUGGUUCAUUGACGGCACGUGGCUACCUAUGGAGGAGGAGGAAAGCGACCUGAUCGAGGCCGAGCACCUCGCACACUUCCGGGGCCAGCAGAUGCAGGACACCUUUGAUCCGGGCCUCACGCAGGCCAAGACCGUCGACAGCAAGGAUGUUCUCUCCCACCUGCCCCCGUUCUACCUCACCUUUCUGUUCAAAUGGAGAGGAUAUCAGACGAGCACUAAAACUACAUGUCACAAGCGCAAGCGCUGCCAAGCCAUCCACAGUGUGAAGCUGAGCAGGAGCCAUGUUGACUGGCACUGUGUGGACGAGGUCUACCUGUACAGCGAUGCCACUACCUCAAAGAUCGCCCGCACAGUUACGCAGAAACUGGGCUUCUCCAAAGCCUCCAGCAGUGGUACGCGGCUGCAUCGGGGCUACGUGGAGGAGGCAUCUCUGGAGGACAAGCCUCCUCAGACCACGCACAUCGUCUUCGUCGUCCAUGGCAUCGGCCAGAAGAUGGACCAGGGGCGCAUCAUCCGCAACACGGGCAUGAUGAGGGAAGCGGUGCGUAAGAUGGAGGAGAAGCACUUUGCGGAACACAUAGAGGAGCAUGUGGAGUUUCUGCCUGUGGAGUGGCGCUCUAAACUGGCCCUGGAUGGAGACACUGUGGACUCCAUCACACCCGACAAGGUGCGAGGGCUCCGAGAUCUGCUCAACAGCAGCGCCAUGGACAUCAUGUACUACACCAGCCCCCUGUACAGGGACGAGAUCACCAAGGGCCUGACUCAGGAGCUGAACCGGCUCUACUCGCUGUUCUGCUCGCGGAACCCGGAGUUCGAGGCGAAGGGUGGGAAGGUGUCGAUGGUGUCGCACUCGUUGGGCUGCGUCAUCGCCUACGACAUCAUGACGGGCUGGGACCCCGUGCGCUUCAUCCAGCAGGAGCAGCAGGAGCUGGAGCAGGAGGAGCAGCGCUGGGUCAGCUACGAGGAGCGCCACCUGCUGGAGCAGCUGCACAUCACACGCCACAGGUUACGGGAGCUGGAGGAGAAGCUACAGGGGUUAGAGGCCUCCAAACCUCUCGCCUCCCCCGCCCUGAUGUUCAAGGUGGAGAAUCUGUUCUGCAUGGGCUCUCCUCUGGCCGUGUUCUUGGCGCUGAGGGGCAUCCGGCCGGGCACCAGCGGCCUGCAGGACCACAUCAUGCCCGCGACCAUCUGCACACGCCUCUUCAACGUCUUCCACCCCACCGACCCUGUGGCCUAUCGACUGGAGCCUCUCAUCCUGAAGCACUACAGCAACAUAGCACCCGUCCAGAUCCACUGGUGUAACACCACCAACCCCACCCCUUACGAUGAGAUGCGCAUCACCUUCCUCAACCCGACGAAGGACUCUGUGUCGGACACGGAGAGCAUCCCGAGCCCCAGCACCUCUCCGGUGAUGCCACGACGCCACUACGGCGAGUCCAUCACCAACCUGGGCAAGGCGGGCAUCAUGGGCGCUGCCAGCAUCGGGAAGGGCAUCGGGGGCAUGAUCUUCUCCCGCUUCUCGCGCUCCAGCAGCCAGCCGGCAGGCGUGGGCACGGACACCGGGCUCUCCGAGAGCGACGAGAAGAGCCAGGACCAGGAGCCCAACCCCAACCCCAACCCAGCUCAGAGCCACACACACACCCACACGCAGAGCCAGUCAGCCUACGGCCUCUCCACCAUGUCCCAAUCCACCUCCAACUCCACCAUCAUGGAUACUACAUUGGAGCUGGAGCAUCGCAUCGACUUCGAGCUGCGCGAGGGCAUGGUGGAGAGCCGCUAUUGGUCAGCAGUGACCUCGCACACAGCCUAUUGGUCAAACCUGGACGUAGCGCUCUUCCUUCUCACGUUCAUCUAUGAGCAGAGACAGUCCGCGCAGUCACCGGAGGAGCCCAGCCACGAGUCUGCCUGAUGGGGAACACUGUGGACACACACACACACACACACACACACACACACACACACACACACACACACACACACACACACACACACACACACACACACA